Molecule: messenger RNA, 1598 nt
Organism: Rhinopithecus roxellana (golden snub-nosed monkey)
Lineage: Eukaryota; Metazoa; Chordata; Mammalia; Primates; Cercopithecidae
Product: zinc finger CCCH domain-containing protein 6-like
Exons: 7
Coding region: 1-1557 (518 amino acids)
Biological process (GO): negative regulation of DNA-templated transcription
Cellular component (GO): nucleus
Molecular function (GO): RNA binding; metal ion binding
Source: RefSeq, a predicted model, not a curated record
AUGCACCUGCCCAGUCGACUUCCCCACAGCCACUACCUCAGCGUCCUGUCAGGGAGUCAUGGCUGCUGGGGCGGGGGUGGGGAGGGCAUGGAGAAUCAGAGACAGUCUGGCCAUUGCUGCCGGUGCCUGACGUGCAGGUGGCAGCUGCACCUAGGGCGCUGGCAGGGACUGUAUAGUAAACCAGGGAAAAAAUGGAAAGUUAUGACUCAGGAAUUUAUUAAUCAGCACACAGUGGAACACAAAGGAAAACAAAUCUGUAAAUACUUCCUGGAAGGGAGAUGUAUUAAGGGAGAUCAGUGUAAAUUUGAUCAUGAUGCAGAGUUGGAGAAAAGAAAAGAGAUCUGUAAAUUUUAUUUACAAGGAUAUUGUACCAAAGGAGAGAAUUGCAUUUAUAUGCAUAAUGAAUUUCCUUGCAAGUUCUAUCAUAGUGGAGCAAAAUGUUACCAGGGAGACAACUGUAAGUUUUCCCAUGAUGAUCUAACUAAAGAAACAAAGAAACUUUUGGACAAAGUGUUGAAUACUGAUGAAGAACUCAUAAAUGAAGAUGAAAGAGAAUUAGAGGAACUUAGAAAGCGUGGCAUAACUCCUCUUCCCAAACCACCUCCGGGGGUUGGGCUUCUGCCAACCUCUCCAGAGCAUUUUCCCUUUUCUGAUCCUGAAGACGAUUUUCAGACAGAUUUCUCUGAUGAUUUUAGGAAAAUUCCAUCUCUUUUUGAAAUAGUUGUAAAACCUACUGUGGAUUUAGCGCAUAAAAUUGGGAGGAAGCCACCAGCAUUUUAUAACAGUGCCUCACCACCAGGACCACAAUUUCAGGGAAGCAGUCCACACCCUCAGCAUAUCUAUAGUUCUGGGUCAAGUCCAGGUCCUGGACCUAACAUGUCUCAGGGACACAGUAGUCCUGUGAUGCACCCAGGCUCCCCUGGACAUCACCCAUGUGCAGGACCUCCUGGUCUACCAGUGCCACAGAGCCCACCUUUACCACCUGGUCCACCUGAAAUUGUAGGUCCUCAAAAUCAAGCUGGAGUACUUGUUCAACCAGACACAUCUUUGACACCACCAAGUAUGGGUGGGGCUUACCACUCCCCAGGCUUUCCAGGACAUGUGAUGAAAGUGCCCAGAGAGAAUCACUGUUCUCCAGGUUCAUCAUACCAGCAAAGUCCUGGUGAAAUGCAGCUUAACACCAAUUGUGAGUCCCUGCAAAACCCAGCUGAGUUUUAUGAUAAUUACUAUGCACAGCAUCCUGUACAUAAUUUUCAGCCACCCAGUAACUCUGGUGAUGGGAUGUGGCAUGGCGAAUUUGCCCAGCAGCCGCCUCCUAUUGUUCAAGACUCACCUAACCAUGGGAGUGGGUCUGACGGCAGCAGCACCAGGACAGGCCAUGGCCCUCUGCCUGUAGCAGGCCUCCUCCCUGCGGUGCAAAGAGCUCUUUUUGUCAGACUUACUCAGAGAUACCAAGAAGAUGAAGAACAAACCAGCACCCAACCUCAUAGAGCACCAAGCAAGGAAGAAGGUGUGUCAGAAGUUAUUAAUAGCAUCUUACCUAUUUGGAUGGGUUAAAACUUUUAAAUGGCCGAGGCAGGCGAAUCACUGGAGGUCAG